This is a messenger RNA of Tinamus guttatus (white-throated tinamou), 753 nucleotides long. NCBI's taxonomy places the organism in Eukaryota, Metazoa, Chordata, Aves, Tinamiformes, Tinamidae. The record is from RefSeq and is a predicted model, not a curated record.
AUGCGCUCCAGAAGUAACAGCACAGGAAGCCCAACCACAUCCAAGCUGUGCCGACAAAGGCCAAAGGAUCACCAUAAAGAUGAUCCUGGUUAUAGCGGGAGAGGAAACGUAGAGAGAAAGCAGGAGGAGGGUGAUGUAGCCCAAACCAGCACCAUCCUAAGAAGCCCUAAGGCAGAGAAAAAAAGAAGAGAUUCUUUCAAGAAAACAGAAGAUCUCUCUCGUGAUGACCUACUAUUUCUUCUUAGUAUCCUAGAGGGUGAAUUACAGGCUCAAGAUGAGGUUAUAGGAAUCCUUAAGGCAGAAAAAAUUGACCUGGCUUUGCUCGAAGCACAGUAUGGCUUUGUGACUCCCAAGAAGGUGCUGGAGGCCCUCCAGCGAGACGCUAUUCAAACAAAGGCUGUGCAAUGGCAAGAAGACAUCUACGAAAAGCCUAUGGGAGAGCUUGAUAAAGUUGUAGAGAAACAGAAAGAAACCCACAGACGAAUGCUCGAGCAACUUCUAAUGGUAGAAAAAUCACACAGACAGACUCUGUAUGAGCUGGAGGAAGAGAAGAGGAAGCACGCUGAAUACAUGGAGAAAAGUGAUGAGUUUACAAGCUUACUGGAACAAGAAUGCGAAAGAAGAGAAUUUGUGAAGAAACUGGAAGUUCAUACUUUGGCCAUCCCUGGAUAUAAACAGAUUUAUGAACGGGAGGAUUUGCAUUCCCUGUUCCCCACUCAGACUGUCAAUAAGCUUAUCGCCAUCGCUGUCUGA